AUGAGCUCAAUCUUUAUUUCUUUUGUUAUAUAUCUAAUUGGAUUUUCAAAAACCAGUAGUGUUAGUACAUUGCAAAGACAUUUAGAUAAACACUCAAUCAUUGCACCUAAAAAACAAAAAACUUUACAUGAAUAUCAUAACGAUCCCCACACACAAACUGAUCAAAAAAAUCGCGAUGAGGCUGUGAUUAAGUGGAUAAUUUGUGAUUUACAAUCAAUAAAUGUGGUAGAGAAUGAAGAGUGGCGUACUAUGAUUUCUACUUUUGAUUCAAGAUAUAGAUUUCAUAACGGACAAACAAUUCAUGAUACUAUAAUUUCAAGAUAUGAGGAACAAAAAAAUAAAGUAAAAAUUUCAAUUCAACAAAUUAUUGGUAAAGUUUCUUUAACUUCUGACAUGUGGACUGCAAGUAACAAUAAAGCUUUUCUUAGUCUUACAAUUCAUUAUGUUGAUGACAAUUGGAAAUUAAAUAGUUUUUUACUUGAUAUAAUUCCAAUGUUAGAAC
Entrophospora sp. SA101 is the source of this 502-nucleotide messenger RNA. NCBI's taxonomy places the organism in Eukaryota, Fungi, Glomeromycota, Glomeromycetes, Entrophosporales, Entrophosporaceae. The record is from the annotation of a GenBank genome assembly.